UGGUAGCUUUCGAGGCCUACACUAUUUGAUUUUGCUGAUUGAUGAUCGCAAGUACUUUAAUUUAAGCGUACAGCUACGAAAUGAACGCUGUACUGUAUACGACACAGUUUUCGAACCCGGUUAUUUGCAUUACGUAGAAAUGUUUUAUAAUAUCGAAUUUUACAAACUUUUGUUUGCCGUUUCUUCGAAGUUAUACUGUUGACUAUAGGCAUGGCGAGCUUUCCGCUUAUUUCAUAUUGAGAAAAAAACAUCUUUUUGGAAUAUUCGUUUUCAAAUACAAUUGUUAAGUUGUUACUGCGACUCGGCAGUAUUGAGUAGUAUUAGUUCUGCUAGUACGAAUGGAAUCAGGACGUGUGUUUGGUGUUGGCCCUGGUGUGUUUAUUGUUGCUUUUAUUUGGUCUUUUGCGGUGUUUAUUUUUUUGGCUAUUUCUAGAACGAAAACAAUAGGAGCCACAACAGGAGGGUUAGCUACCAUUUUUGUCUUAGCAGUUGUCACUAUAAUUCUUUUUGUGAUCCCUCGAGAGCAGCUUGAUACAUCAGAAAAUGACGAAUUUGAAAUUUUUGACAAACUCUUCUAUUGGAGAGUUGCUCUUGUUGUUUUCAUGGGUAUAUCCUUCAUUGGUGGAUUAACAUGUGUGUUUGUAACAGUUUGGAUGGAACCUGUGUUUGCCAAACCUCUUAAACAAUCGAAACAGUGGACCAUAUCUAUGAGUGGACAAUAAAAAGUGAUACAAAGACUGAAGAUGCAGCCUUAAAUGGUAGUGAAAUAAUUUGUUCUUCUUCAAGCUCUCCAAUUGUAUCACCCUAUUGUAGGAAAUCAUAUCAUUGGCUAUUCAAAAAAGAACUCAGAAGUGUGUAAGUUCACAAGAUAUUUUGCCAUAUUAACUGAUGAAAACAUUGCAUUCUUCUGGUUUUAAAAUUUAAUUUUUAGGUACUUCUGAGUCCAUUUUAUUGGGGUUUAUUCCAAACAGUAUGUUAUGUCAUGACAUAUAUUAUACGAAGCAUGAACUCAUCUGUGAUUCUAAAGAAAAACAUUCAUUAAAAUUUGAUUUAAAAAAAAUUAAAAGUGUUUUAAAAGUAUUAUUAUUUUUACUUAUACUCAGUUAUAGUUCUACAAACUUCAUUCCAUUUAGAUCAUUACAAAAGUAAUUGUAAAAGUCUUUUACUGUGUUAGUUUUUGCUUAAGAUGAAAAAUACAAAAAUUCAUCAAGAAGUGAACAGUGUACUCCAUGUAUUUACUAGAUUUUCAAGGUAUGCUUAUUUAACUGUAAUACUUCAGUUUUAAAAUAAAUAAUAUAUAGAUAUAAAA
This is a messenger RNA of Limulus polyphemus (Atlantic horseshoe crab), 1309 nucleotides long. RefSeq names its product transmembrane protein 218-like. The record is from RefSeq and is a predicted model, not a curated record. The transcript is spliced from 2 exons. Bases 339 to 722 code for a protein of 127 amino acids. Lineage: Eukaryota; Metazoa; Arthropoda; Merostomata; Xiphosura; Limulidae.